CUUCCUCCUCCAUCCAACCUGGACUACUCGUUUAUCCAGAUGUGCACCCUGAACUGGACGUGGAACCCCCCAGAGAACGUCAGCAGUAGCUGCGACCUGGAGUAUUCCAGCGACAUCGUGAUUGAUGAGGUCCCUCAGGACAAAAGAGAAUGGAGUAAGAGUCGCUUCCGUGUGACACAUACGUACUUGAAUGAGGAAAUGCGUUUCAAAGUGAGAAGUGAAUGCAAGUACGAUAACACCAGCGAGCCCAGCCGAUGGGUGGAGACCGCUCUCCUGCCAAAAGGUAUUCCAGGUACUGCUGCUGUUGGCUUGAACUGUGUUUGGCACAAUUUGGAGUACAUGGCUUGUACGUGGCGUCCUGGGGAGAAUGCAAGCCGUGAUACCAACUACACGUUGUUCUACUGGUUUGAUGGUUUGGAAAAUCAGGAGAAGUGCAACAACUAUUCUGUGGAGCAAGGAAACUUUGAAUGCGUUUUCAAGCUUAGCUUCCCAAAGCUCACCAAUACUUACCCGGCUAUAAGUAUUUUGAUUAGAGAUGAUUCUGAAGACAUUAGGCCCAUGUGUGCGAGUAAAAAUCCUACCACCCUUGUAAAACCUGCUACGCCAAGAAGAGUCACACUGUCAAAGAUUAAUGAUGACAUACAUGUAGAAUGGAGUCAUUCAGACACCUUUCCAGAAAAUUGUUUAUUUUAUGAAGUUAAAUAUCACAAUGGUGAUUUGGACACCACUCCGAUCAUUAAAGUUGAAAAUAAUUAUACAUCAAUUCCUAGCAUUGAUCCUAAUAGCAAGUACAUCUUCAAAGUGAGAGCGAAACCAAAGCCUGAGUGUUACAGCAGCGAGCUCUAUAGCGACUGGAGUGAAGAAAAGAGUAUUGGUGAGAAGAUGGACUCUACAUUCUAUUUCGUUUUAAUAAUCACCAUUCCAUUAAUAGUAGCAGUAUCUACGAUAAUUCUACUAGUUUACCUAAAAAGGCUGAAGAUACUAAUUCUUCCACCAAUUCCAGACCCUAGAGAAAUUCUUAAGCUCAUGUUUGGAGACCAGAAUGAGGAUUCCCAGGGCUGUGCAAAGGAUGAUUCUGUGAAUACAUACGACAGGUUAAUUAAGGAAGAGGAAAUACAUUCUUUAGUUUUAACAGAAACUCCAGAGUGCACUAAUUCUGAAAAAGAAAACGAGGAGGAAGUAGCCAAGAGCUUUGUUGCUAGUGCAGAGCAGACCUUUGCCGAGCUGUUUUCCCUCUGGCAGAUACGGAACCUGUGUUUUCUAACAAGCAGGACCCAGCAGCCUGUGAGCAGCCCCUCUGGGACGUUUGACGACGUGCUACACCCUGCUCCAGGGCUCCCAGCAGCAGAGGAUGGGUGCUGUGGUCGUGCAGCAUAUGGCCCUGAUGGAGCCACCUCUGCUGCUACACUUCACGGUGAGCAGGUGACCUCUGCACCACGGGCUUCCUAUGGGAUUGCGGACAUCCAGCGCUGGCUCCUGGAGGAACAUCUGUCAACACAAUACAAAUAUGAUUUCUGCUCCUGCCAGAUCAAGAGAAAUUGGUGCAAUGGGACAAAUAAACCGGAAAGGAUCCGAGGAUGA
Messenger RNA from Opisthocomus hoazin, 1581 nucleotides. The record is from RefSeq and is a predicted model, not a curated record. NCBI's taxonomy places the organism in Eukaryota, Metazoa, Chordata, Aves, Opisthocomiformes, Opisthocomidae.